UCUCUAUUGCCCAUCGGCUUCAGCAUGAGUAGUUGACAAUCUCGUUAUUGUGACAAGUCGCGUUGUGUUAAAAAGAAAGUGAAAAUGGCGGGAACUAUAUUAGAGAACUUAAGCGGUAAAAAACUAGCUGUUUUGGUCAGCUUCAUUUUAAUAUGCCAAGUGAUCUGUUUUCUCAUAGGUGGAUGCAUCGCACCUUCACCUUCUAAUGCAGAUAUGGUUCUCAGUACAAAAUGUGUUCUGGAUAAACCUAUUAAUCCUGGAGAAUAUGAUGAUGUAUGGCAUAUCCCUCGUGGUAAAAAUGGAGUACCCAUUAACUGUAACAAAAUAGAAGAAUUGGAUGAUCCAAAAAUAAUAAGAAACCAUGUUUCUCCAAAUCAGAUAGUUUUUGCAGUUCAAGUUCCUUUAGCUAAAGAAUCUGUUCAGUUAGAUUAUUCAAGAUGGAUGCAAAAUCUGAUAGCAGUUCUUCAUCCGGAUAUAGUUCACAAAAAGUACAAUCCACUUUCUAGAGCUAAACAUGCUACAAUGACCAUGGUUGUGAAAUUGGGUUAUCGGAAUAAAUGGGAUCCUGAGGAUAAAUGGACACUUAUAGCAAACUCUACUGAACAAAGAAAACUGGAUUGCAAAUUAGACAAAGAUAAGGAGCAAGAAGAUUAUUUACAUAACUGUGAAGUGCUACCUUUAUUUGAACUUGGAAGUUUGCACCAUGAUUAUUAUCUUAUUAAUCUUCAGUUACCUGUGUCUGUUGAUGAUAGUGACAUUUUGAAUCAUGGAAUUGGUGUUUUAAAAGACAUUUGGAUUGUUCUGAUCACACAAAAUGGUGGCUUUACAAAGGUUUGGCUUUCAUUAAAAACAUUCUUCUUUCCAAUUAUUAUUGCAACUAUGAUCUGGUAUUGGCAUCGUAUUAAUUUACUCACAAGACCUCCAGUUCUGCUAGAAAAGAUGCUUUUGGGUUUGGGAAUUGCACUCAGCUUUUUAAACUUGCCUCUUGAAUUUUUAACAUUGUUUAUUGAAAUGCCAUUUAUGCUUCUUCUGGCUGAUAUAAGACAAGGAAUAUUCUAUGCUGCUCUCUUAAGUUUUUGGCUUGUGUUCUGUGGAGAACAUCAAAUGGAAGGAAGGAAGGAUGAUGUAGAAAGAAAUAGAUUAAGAAGUUAUUGGAGACAUUUAAGUGCUGUUGCCUUUGGUUGUUUAUGUCUCUUCUUAUUUGAUAUGUGUGAAAGAGGUGUUCAACUGAAAAAUCCUUUUUACAGCAUUUGGGUAACAGAAUUGGGAACAAACUUAGCUCUUGGGUUUAUUAUUUUAGCUGGAAUAUCAGCUUGUCUGUAUUUCGUAUUUCUUUGUUAUAUGGUCUACAAAGUAUUCCGUAAUAUUGGUUUUAAAAGAAGCACUUUGCCAAGUAUGAGUAGCACCAGAAGAAUGUAUUAUGAGGGGAUAAUUUAUCGGUUCAAAUUUUUGAUGAUGUCUACAUUAUUGUGUGCUGCUUUAACUGUUAUUUCUUACAUUAUUGGUCAGGUCAGUGAAGGUCGAUGGAAGUGGGAUCAAGAUAUCAGAUUAGAAUUUACUUCAGCUUUCUUUACUGGAGUAUAUGGAAUGUGGAAUUUGUAUGUUUUUGCACUUCUAGUACUUUAUGCACCUUCCCAUAAGUUUUAUCCUCCAGGACCUACAAAUGCUUUGUCUUCUACUCAAGAGGAAAUUGAAUUCAGUCGAUUGACAUCUGAACCUUCACCCUCAGAACCAACAGAAAUUUCUGCUCUGACUGAAUUUGCCAAAAAAUCUGCUCUGGAUUAAUACAUGAAACUUUUAUGGUCUGUCGAUCAAGUUUUUAAAAUUCACAUUUGCAACUUACAGUAUUAUGUUUUGGCCAAAAUAUUUCAAUUAUUAUACUUCCUAAUACAAUGUUAGAAAACCUAAAAAAUGUGCCAAUAAUAUUUUCUUUUUUAAUAUUAGAUUAUAUAUAUAUAUAUAUAUUUUAUACAUGUCUUAUUAUUUUUUAAAAUAAUCUAGAAACCCUUUUAAUCUGGAAAACACUUUUUAUAUUAUUUUUUAAAAUCAAUUAUAAUUGUAUUUUUCUCAUACACACAAUCAAAUGUAUAGAGUUUUUGAAUGACUUUUGAAAAACCCUUUGUAUUACAGAUUUCUACUGAUAGAAAUCAUAUAAAAUGUGAAAAUUUAAACUUGAAUCUCAAAAGGUUUUACUGCGGAAAUAAUUUUAAAUUCAUUAUACCCUGCACGUUAAAAUGUAUGAGUUUCUAUCAAAUUUUCAUUUGAAAAUCUUAAACAACGUCUCAGUUAAAGAAAUACUAAAUUUAGAUAGAUGAAAUUUAUGGUGUUUCUCUCAGUUUUAGAUUAUUUUCAUAUAAAUUGAACAAAUUUAAAAAAUUGAAAUGGUUGUUUGAAUAAGUUAUAAUCGAAAAUUAUAACAUUUAAAUUUCAAAAAGACCAUUUCAAUUUUUUAAAUUUAUUUAAAUCGUAAAAUGAUCUGACAAUGAGAGAAAUUUUUGAAAAUCUUUAUUCAUUAUCUUAUUUAGGACUUUUUUAACGAGAUUUCUCAUUGGUUAUAUGCAGGUGUUAUAUUUGAAGAUUUUUUUAAGGACUGGAACUUCUCUUUUCUUGUUGGAGUAUAUAACCAGUCAUAGUAUAAAGCCUGAGAUUUAUUAUUUAUACUUUAAAGAAGAAAAUAAAAUUUCUAGUUCUUAAAAUACAUCAAAUUAAAGGUUUGUUUCUAACUUUUAAAUCAAGAGUCAAAAGAAGUAGAUUUUAUUUUCAUUUUAUUUAUUUUGAAACAUUUAGUAAUUAAAAGAACAGAACACUUUAUACAAAGAAAUAUAUUCAUUUUGUUAUUACAGGCAGCUUAAGUAGAACAUAUUAUUCUUUUAUUAUGAAUGUAUUAAAUUACUGAAUUUAUUUAAAUUUUAAUAUCCUUGUUAUUAAUUUUUGCCAAAAUAUGCAAUAACACAGAUUAUAAAUCAAAUCAAUUUGUGCAAAAUAAAUUAAUCUUUAAUUUUAUCAUAUUCAAAUUUAUAUUUAGUUGAACUUUAAAUGUGAAUGUAUUUAAUGUAAACCCACUUGUGUACAUGUAGAUAUGUCUUCAGUGUUGAGGUAUACAUAUAUAUAUCAUAGAAAACUUAAUUAAAAUAUAUUAUCUUUCUAAUAACUUUACACAGUUUAAUAAAAUUUAUACAGAUAUUAAUGAAUUUUAUAAAGU
Messenger RNA from Centruroides sculpturatus (bark scorpion), 3202 nucleotides. RefSeq names its product protein wntless-like (gene wls). The coding region runs from base 85 to 1785 and encodes 566 amino acids. Gene Ontology annotation, cellular component: endomembrane system; organelle membrane. NCBI's taxonomy places the organism in Eukaryota, Metazoa, Arthropoda, Arachnida, Scorpiones, Buthidae. The record is from RefSeq and is a predicted model, not a curated record. The transcript is spliced from 15 exons. Gene Ontology annotation, molecular function: Wnt-protein binding. Gene Ontology annotation, biological process: intracellular protein transport; Wnt signaling pathway; Wnt protein secretion.